CCUCCACUUCCUUAAAUGGGUCGAAUCACCGCCUCCUAUGGGAGGUGGUGGUGGUGGUCCUGGUUGGUGUGCCAAGCACAUCAAAGCAGUCAUGAACAUUGGUCCUGCAUUUCUUGGUGUGCCGAAGGCAGUUGGUAAUAUGUUGUCAGCUGAGAGCAAAGACGUUGCGUUUAUCAGAGCUAUGGCUCCUGGUCUUUUAGAUUCUGAUAUUCUUGGGCUUCAAACUCUGGAACAUGUUAUGCGGGUAUCAAGAACCUGGGAUUCCAUCAUUUCUUUGAUGCCAAAAGGAGGAGAGACCAUUUGGGGUAACCUGGAUUGGUCUCCGGAAGAAGGGUAUAAAUGUAAUUCAGCAAAGAAAAGACACUUGCAACCCUCUCAAAGGGAAAAUAAUAGCAACAAUAGUGACAGAAAGAUAGGUUUCCAGGUUGAAGAGCCAACAAGAUACGGAAGGAUAGUAUCUUUUGGUAAGGCAGCAUCAGAGUUACCCUCUUCACGGCUCCCUGUUAUUCAUUCAAAGGAAUUUUCGCAAACAAGUGCUGCCACCAAUUCUAGUGCAUCAUGUGGAGAGAUUCGGACAGAAUAUGAUGAGAUGAGCCGGGAAAGCAUUCGAAAAGUUGCAGAAAACAAAGCCUAUACGGUAAGCAGUCUAAUAGAUCUUCUCCGCUUUGUGGCGCCGAAAAUGAUGCAAAGGGCUGAGGCUCACUUCUCCCAUGGGAUAGCCGAGAAUCUAGAUGAUCCAAAGUAUGACCAUUAUAAGUACUGGUCAAAUCCACUUGAGACCAAGUUGCCUGAUGCUCCGGACAUGGAGAUUUACUGUUCAUAUGGAGUUGGAAUUCCCACCGAGAGAUCAUACGUGUAUAAGCUGUCACCUUCCUAUAGGUGCAAGAGUAUCCCUUUCCAAAUCGAUAGCUCAGCCGAUGGAAGUGAUAGUGGCUGCUUGAAGGGUGGGGUGUACUUUGUGGAUGGUGAUGAGAGUGUGCCUGUUCUGAGUGCUGGGUUCAUGUGUGCCAAAGGCUGGAGAGGAAGAACCCGAUUCAAUCCGUCUGGCAUUGCUACGUACGUAAGGGAGUACAGGCACAAGCCACCUGCGAGCCUGCUUGAGGGGAGAGGUCUUGAGAGCGGUGCUCAUGUUGACAUCAUGGGAAAUGUUGCAUUGAUUGAAGAUGUAUUGCGAGUUGCUGCCGGAGCCACUGGUGCAGAUUUGGGAGGUGAUAAAAUCCAUUCGGACAUCCUACGAAUGUCUGAGAGAAUUAACGUUCGCCUGUGAUUGGCCAUUUGACCCGAAGAUUAUAAUAUUGCAUGGUCGAUCACCACAACCAUACCGGAAAGAGCAGCAUACUCAAGUGUCCUAGGUACAAUUUGGAAAGAGAGAGAGAGAGACCAACAGGCAUGGCGGUCCGAACGGCCUAAUACCGAAGCAAAGACGGGAAACCUUUCCUUGACAUGUUCCUCCAAGGAUGUCCAUUCACUUAGGAUGCUGAAAAUGCUGUUCAGCUGUGACAAAAGUUAAAGAGAACAGGCAGACCGAAGAAAGAGUGAAUGCCAUAGCGUAGUAAUAAACACAAGACAGUUGCUAAGUAGAAACCGCAAUAUAUUUACUGACGUUUUCAUUUGGCAAAAUCAAACAACAUGAAAGGAUAC
This is a messenger RNA of Ilex paraguariensis (yerba mate), 1641 nucleotides long. The record is from the annotation of a GenBank genome assembly. NCBI's taxonomy places the organism in Eukaryota, Viridiplantae, Streptophyta, Magnoliopsida, Aquifoliales, Aquifoliaceae.